This is a messenger RNA of Bicyclus anynana (squinting bush brown), 777 nucleotides long. Its product is annotated as cyclin-dependent kinase 2-interacting protein. The transcript has 4 exons. The coding region runs from base 178 to 765 and encodes 195 amino acids. The record is from RefSeq and is a predicted model, not a curated record. Lineage: Eukaryota; Metazoa; Arthropoda; Insecta; Lepidoptera; Nymphalidae.
CUAGUUCAGCUGCAAAAAAAACGAAUAUUUUAAGCUGGAGAGGUUAUGUUUUAAUUAAUUAUUAUUUGAUGACUACUGAAAGACCUCAAUAAUUAUUAUUACUGAUGAACAAGUUUGACUCAACGAUUUCAACACCUUUAGGUUUUAAUGUUCAGUAGAACAAUUUGAUAAUGCGCAAUGUCUAAAACUCCUUCAAAAAGUGCGCAAAGUUUGAAUCACCACUUCAGUCCGAAAGAAAUUACUAGUCCAAAUAAGGAUAGCACUGGCAUAUCUAAGACUGUUUAUACUCAUCUGACAAAUCUUCAUCGUCUUAUAAAUGAUUGGACAAGUAUCAGGAGUAAAGGAGUUCAAAUAUGUAAAAGUUUAUCAGCUUUAAAGUUGCAUGAGUGCGAAGAUGACUACUAUCCACAUCAAAUUAAACCGCUCACCGAAAGUUUGUUGAACUCAGUUGACGCUUUGAAAGAUGUUGUUGACGGGGUUGAAAUAAUAAACAGCCAGAUGAAUGCUUUGAGUCAAUUGCAGUCCAAUGAAGAACCUAUUAUAAACACUUGGUCAGUUGGUGAAAUAUCUUCAAAUGUUGGUAGCAUAUGUGAUGCUUUACAGAAGGAGCUUAGAUUGAAACAAGUUAUUACAGAAAACAUUGCACAUUGUAGAGAUCAAAAUUUAAUUGAAGUCUACGCCAGUGCUUGGGAAUUCGAGGCCUAUUUUAACAUGGAAAUAAAUAGUUAUUUGUUUGCAGAAGUUGGUUUAGCGGGAAUAACAUGACUUUAUUUAUUU